ACGAGCCGAGGACGCUACCUCAUUUAAGGUGGUUUGGAAACGCGUCAUUCCAGGUGGUUCUAAUUGCUGAUACUAUGGCCCUAAAAAUUGUAUCUCGGUACAGAAAUAAAUUUUAUACUCAGGUGUAAUAUAUCAAUGUAUAUUCAAACUUCACAAAAUUACAUUAUCAUUUAGGUGUGUCGAACGUGAAGCAAACAUUCACCAAUUGAUUCAUACAUCCGUGACUCUUACACAAGGGUUGUUCCAGAGGACGAUGGCCCCCAUUGUUGUGUCUAAAAGAUUUUGCCUUGAAAAUUGAUUGUCCACGCACGUUAAACUUGUUAUUAUAGUUCUGAAUUAUCUGUGAACAAUUUUCUGUUGUUUCAGAAGUGGCAGUGGAGUCGAUCAUUUAUCAUUUACAUAUUCAAAACAAUCCUAUAUUUCCCUCGCAUCCCAGAAGAUAAAUACGGAAAUGAUGUCCCUGGUUGUAACCGGUUGAUUUAUCAAUGAUCACAUGAAUUGCGGUCGUUAAGCACCCCUAACUGUAAUUUCGAGGAGGGUUUCAGGUGCUGCUAGUUCAAAAUACUGGUUGGCGGGUCCAGUGAGUGAGCGAGUGAGCGUAUGCUCGUGGGAUCUUGCUUGCUACGGAAGCUAACGAUGGGGACAUCUACUGACUUCGAGUCUGCGUUCCCAACUGCAUCGCGGCAUCCACUGAUCGUAUAUGUACAUUUUAUACGUUCAUGGUCCGUAAGUAUAGGAGCAGCAGUGAUUAGCGGGGCUAUAGGGUUUGAAAUUUCACAUACCCACGUGGAAAUUAGGGUUUGUUUGAAAACAUCCGAGGAAAAACUACAACAAACUCGUCAUGGACACUCCAGUACUUUCAGAAAAGCAACAAAAAAAGGCAUUAUCUGGAAAGAAGGCCCCGAUUAAAGGAUUGAGAAACCUCUUGGCUCAACCAUACGAAUUUCAUUGGCCAAAUGUAGACAAUGAGAAAAGCAACGAGUUGAAACUCUUAUUGGAAUUAUUAAUGCCAGCUAUCAAACGAUCGCCAGUUGGUAUUCCAUGGGCACAUCUAAACAGGUUGAAAAAGACGGAAAGACAAGCAGCCCGUAUGGAAGCACGGUCCAAGCUAGGCAAUGUAUCACCUGAUACAAACAUCUUAAAAAGUAUUGUCAUGGGUGUGAAUGAAGUAACACGAUUAUUGGAAAACGAUGAUGCUUCGUGUAUAUUAUUAGAGGCCAAGGUAGAGCCUAUGUUCCUUAUAAAGCAUAUCGUGAGCAUGGCAGAGUCCAAAAAUGUACCAGCUCUGCUCAUACCCUUUCUCAAAACUACAACGCUUAAAACAAUUGGCUUUGCCUCUGCUGCCAUUGCUCUGAAGAAGGUAGUAGCUGAAUCAGAGGGGCAUCACUUUCAUAAAUUGUACAAAAAAAUAGUUGUUUUGGCAAACAACAUUCCUAAAAAUAAUCCUAUAAAACUGGAUUUUGAAGAACAAAGUGUAACUCUGGAAGAAACUACAAUGAUAACUAACGAUAAUAAUGAACAAACGGUAGCAACUAAAGGUUCAUUCGUACUGUCCGAGGAUGUGUACAAGUACAGAACUUCGCGUAAAGAAAGGGCUUUUGUGCCUAAUCUUGGAGUAGAAUAUGAAGUAGAUAUUCAGAAGUUGGAUGGUGAUUUUAUUAAGAUAGAUGAUGAGUUAGGAUCUGCAGUUGCCAGUGAAAGGAAAUCGAGGUACGUCGAUAUUCAUCGGAAAACUGGUAGCAAUUAUUCAAAAAUAAAAAGCAAUACUGCGCGAUUAGCUAGAAAUGCAUCUCUGAUUAAAAAUCCAGAGUCUUCCAAAUCACCUAGUGAUCAGGUAUGCCCUAUGGAGACAGAAUGUUCAAGCAAACUGCAAUCUGAAGUCCUCGAUGUUGAUGAAAAAACUUUGUCAGAUUCUAUCGUUCCAAAAUCAAAUGCUUCAAUUAAGAAACGCAAUAAGCAAUUCAAAUAUCAAUCUCUCAAGAUAAAACGAAUUCAGGGUAACCCCAAACGGAUUAAAGCAACAAAAAUUUCUAAGACUAAAAAAAGAUGAAAUAUUUUUCGAAGUCCAGUACAUUUACUUUUCACUGUGUCUAUCAGAUACAAUGAAGUUAAGUUUUAUGAGAUAUGAACCAGCAAAUAUCUGAAUUUGCAAUCACCAUAGUCAAUUGCAAAUAAAAACAAUCGUUCAUUUUGGUUGGUAAAUGAUAUAUUAAGAUCAGACAAUACAAUAAUAAAUGUGAGUUACCUGAAUAUGACUUAAAAAUUUUCUUAUCACUGACUAGAUCCUACCAAUUUUUAUUGAUACACUUACGAGUCUGUUUUGAAAAAUUGAAAAAAAGUUUACACAACAAUCUUAUAAAUAACAUUACAUUCAACGGAAUAGUAUCUUUGGCACUUAUUUAUGGCUUUCAUAAGUUUAAGAAGAACCAGUCGGGCAAUUUUUACUUGUUUUGAGUGUAUGACCAGAUUGAUAUGGAACAGUUGUAUCAAUUGGUGACAUUGAUACGCAUUGGAAUUCCUUAUGAUCGUUGAUCAAAAAUUUUAUGGUUUGCUCAGGAAAAUACGGCUAUAUUGUUUUUUUUUUUUUUUUUCAAUUUCAUA
Molecule: messenger RNA, 2601 nt
Organism: Athalia rosae (coleseed sawfly)
Lineage: Eukaryota; Metazoa; Arthropoda; Insecta; Hymenoptera; Athaliidae
Exons: 5
Coding region: 842-2050 (402 amino acids)
Biological process (GO): tRNA 5'-leader removal
Cellular component (GO): nucleolar ribonuclease P complex; ribonuclease MRP complex; fibrillar center
Molecular function (GO): ribonuclease P RNA binding; ribonuclease P activity
Source: RefSeq, a predicted model, not a curated record